This is a messenger RNA of Marchantia polymorpha subsp. ruderalis, 3346 nucleotides long. Lineage: Eukaryota; Viridiplantae; Streptophyta; Marchantiopsida; Marchantiales; Marchantiaceae. The record is from the annotation of a GenBank genome assembly.
CGGAAGUUGUAAUACACGUCGCCAUCAAGUCCGUCACAGCUUUGAAGAUUCGGCUGUCAGUGCUCCCGUAACCUCGAGGCAUCCGUCUGGUCAUGGGAUCGAAUCAUCGAAGAAAACGGGAAAAUAUAGCGAAAGAGUUGGUGCGUCCUGUCACCGAUCCGCCAACUGCGAGGUCGCGCCAGCACACAAGAGAGCACUGAAAUUUUGAUGCGAGGGUCGAUUGUAUAGUUCCAGGGCUCCCGACGAAACCGAGUUGGCAUCUGGAUGACGCUCGGUCGGAUGCAUCGAUCGAUCAUGAUCGCUGUUUGAGAUUAAGCGGGCCCUGGAUAUUCUGCCUGCUUGUGCUGGAAGGAAUUCUGCUCUUUCUUGGUGAAGAAGGGUGGACUGGAAUUGUGCCGCAGGCCGAGCACCCCAUGCGGCUUUUUUGAACACUGGACUCUGAUUGCGAUACCAAGAAGCCAAGAUGCCAAGCCAAGCCACCACCACAAGUUUGGUCCGAGAUGUGCACUCUGCUCAUGUUCUUAAUGAGGUGGCAUUGCUCAAGUACAUGCACGAGACGAUUCCAGGAUGUGGUAUAUACAGCGAGGUCAGCCUUAAACAGUUUGGACAUGGGCAGUCAAAUCCAACGUAUCUGGUGAAUGCGACGGGUAGUGGUGGUAGGAAGAUGUUUGUCCUUCGUAAGAAGCCUCCGGGCGUUCUCCUCCCAGGAGCUCAUGCCGUCGAUAGGGAGUACAAGAUUUUGGCUGCCCUCGCUAAUACCGAUGUACCAGUGCCCAAGGUUCACUGCCUCUGUAUGGAUCCAUCUGUGAUCGGGACACCGUUUUAUAUCAUGGACCACGUUCAGGGCCGUCUCUUCCUUAACCCCAGCUUACCGGACCUUGAUCCAGACCAGCGGAAAGCGAUCUAUUCAGCUAUGGCGCAAACUCUGGCUGCCAUUCACAAGGUCAAUGUUGAUGCUGUCGGAUUGGGACAAUAUGGUCGAAGGGAGAACUACUGUAAAAGGCAGGUGAUAACGUGGGCUCGUCAGUACCAUGCCUCAACAGCAGAUGGCAAUCCAGCCCGAGAUCCUAAGGUUGAAAAAUUGAUCGAUUGGUUGAAGAACAAUGUACCUGCAGAAGAUGCAGGAGGAAACCGAUCGGGUAUUGUUCACGGAGAUUUUAGAUUGGACAAUCUUAUAUUCCACCCUACAGAGCCGAAGGUCCUUGCUGUUAUUGACUGGGAGCUUUCAACUCUUGGCAACCAGAUGGCUGAUAUCGCUUACAAUUGCCUGACUUACCAGCUCGCUGUAAGCAAAAUCAAGUUUCCUUCUCUGGGUUAUUCCUUCGAUUCUGGGCACUUGCCUGGAAUUCCAUCACUCGAGGAGUACGUCUCUCAAUAUUGUCAAACAACGGGAGUACCCUGGCCAGCUUCCACAUGGAAAUUCUACGUUGCAUUAGCUCUCUUCCGUUCCACUGCGAUUUGGGCAGGAGUGUAUAAGCGCAUGCUACAGGGAAACUCUUCGGCACAAAGGAGUGAAAGUGUUCGAGAGGCUCUCUUGCACUUCACGAACAUUGCCGUAAGCGUUGUAGAUUCCAGUUCUCUCUUACCAGAAAGAGAACCACAAAUAGGCAGAUCGAAUGUGAUAGGGUUUGAGCCCUCAUACCGAGUGCAAAAGCUCCGACAACAAAUUUUGGAAUUCAUGGACAAGUAUGUCUACCCGAACGAGGAGGUGCUCAACAAGUUGGCUCUAUCAGACAGACGGUGGACUGUUCACCCGAAGGAGGAAGAGCUGAAGAAAGUGGCUAAAGCUGCGGGGCUUUGGAAUCUCUGGAUACCGGUUGACAGCGCGGCACUAGCUUCAGAUGUCCUCUUCGAAGACGGUUCGGGGACCCAGAACAGGGAUGAUGCAAAUCGGCUUGUUGGUGCUGGUCUAAGCAACCUCGAUUAUGCGCAUGUGUGCGAAGUACUGGGUCGCUCUGUCUGGGCUCCUCAGCUUCUUAACUGCAGUGCACCUGACACGGGGAACAUGGAGGUGUUAUUACGUUAUGGUAGUCCAGAGCAGCAGAAAGUAUGGCUGAAGCCUUUGUUGGAAGGAGAAAUACGAUCAGGUUUUGCAAUGACAGAACCAGACGUGGCUUCUUCGGACGCAACAAACAUAGAGUGUUUAAUCAAACGUGAAGGUAAUGAAUACGUGAUCAAUGGGCGAAAAUGGUGGACGAGUGGUGCAAUGGAUCCAAGAUGCCGCUUACUCAUUGUGAUGGGUAAAACAAAUGUGAAUGCUGCGUUACACAAACAACAGUCUAUGAUCCUGGUACCGUUACAAGCACCAGGUGUGACUGUCGUUCGACCUUUGACUGUCUAUGGUUUCGAUGACGCACCACAUGGACAUGCGGAAAUUAUAUUUGAAAACGUUCGUGUACCCGUCUCGAAUCUCUUGCUUGGAGAAGGUCGUGGUUUUGAAAUCGCACAGGGAAGGCUAGGACCGGGACGGUUGCAUCAUUGCAUGAGGUUGAUGGGUGCCGCAGAGCGUGGACUCGAAUCCAUGACUAAGCGAGCUUUAACUCGGACAGCAUUCGGCAAAACACUUGCUCAAAACGGAGCUUUCGCAGCCCAGCUAGCUGAGUUACGGAUCGAGGUGGAACAGACUCGAUUACUCGUGUUGCAUGCUGCGAACCAGCUUGAUAUGCAUGGCAAUAAAGUAGCCCGUGGAGCUCUUGCUAUGGCCAAAGUGGCAGCACCUAGGACGGCUUUGAAGGUAUUGGAUGCUGCAAUUCAAGUCCACGGAGGUGCGGGUGUAUGCUCGGACUUCCCUCUUGCUCACCUGUGGGCAACUGCACGAAGUCUACGUAUCGCAGAUGGUCCAGAUGAAGUUCACCUCGGAACUGUUGCCAAACUCGAGCUUUCUCGCGCUCGAGCUCGUAUGUGAGAGAGUCCAUGCUACCGGUGAUCAACUCGCCCGGUUGUCUCAAGAAGGGCAUGUUAGCACAGAAAACCGAUUGAGAUUCUCCUCAAUUGACAGGUCUGAAGAGCCGUGGUAUCGUGUACCUGUGGUAUCAAGUCUGUAUACUUGUAAAAAUUAGAUCAACAUGAGCAGCUCAGGUUGUCAACUCUCCAUAACGGGAAUCUCUCGGAUUAGAAGAUGUAUCUAGGAAAGCUCAGCUACACAUUGACCAAAGCUCCAGUUCAUUCAGCGGACUUGUUGGAGAGGUACUAAGUCAGUUCGUCAACUCAAAAUGUGCUCCUCGCAUCGCCCCUUGCGAUGACCUGCAUGCUGUUAGACUGAAAGUCAAAUCAUGUAUCGUACUCAGAAAAUUCAAUCUGUAGAAUGUAAGAUUUGACAGGGUUUCUUCUGUAAUCAAGUGUCGUG